AUGGAUACGGUAUCUGACGAAUCUCCGUGGUAUGAUCGGACAAACAUCGGGGAAACCGACGACGAAGAAAACGAAAGUCAGGAAAGUUGCGAUGAUAUCGAAUAUUUAGAAGCCAAAACUGUUAAAAAUUUUGAAAAUAUUUCGGCAGGACAUGAGAUUCUUGCACAGCCUGGGAGGCAAUACCCGCUGGAUUUAUGGUGUAUUCUUGCAAAUUAUAUCACACCAGAGCAAGUACAAGUUUUUUCUUGCAUAUGCCGUGGAUCUUACUUUGCUCUAAGCUCCUUCAGUUUCUGGUUACGCCUUUACAAGCGAUUUAUCUCAGACAGCGAGUGUUUACCUGCUCGAUUGAAAUCGGACUGGAUUGAAAGCAGAAAUGGCUUUAAAAGCCGAGUUGUACGAGCCUUGUUUAUCGGGUACAAAAGUCUUCAUGAUCGUUUAGGGAAAAAAACACUGGAAACAACACGUGAUACCCAUGCAACGUCACAGCUUAUCGGGUUACGCUGUAGUCAUGCGUGGUACAAGUUGACGACAUCACCUAAAAACACUGACAUGUUUCUAUUUUAUUUCAAAUUUAAAUGCAAUGAUGUUUACAAGUCAAAAUUCUUAAGCACAGACGACGAAAGAGUUCAAUAUCUGACUGCCAAUAACGAACGUGAUUUUAUAGUCCUUCAAAUAACCGUAUCAAACUUUAUUCUUUUGAAGCCAGUUUUAGGAGAGAACCUGACAGAUAUCUCGGUAAAUUUGAGUCGAAACUUGAGGUUUCAUUGUAUAAAAAUGACAUUUCAUGAUUUCCGGCAUGAUGGCAGGUAUAGAAAAGGUGACGGAAAAGUGAUUGUUCUUGAUCCUGUUUCAGAAUUUCGCUUACUGCGUUGGUGGUAUCCACUGUACCCUCAUUGUGAUGAUUGA
This is a messenger RNA of Dendronephthya gigantea, 906 nucleotides long. Its product is annotated as transmembrane protein 183-like. Gene Ontology annotation, biological process: regulation of protein stability. The coding region runs from base 1 to 906 and encodes 301 amino acids. The transcript has a single exon. Lineage: Eukaryota; Metazoa; Cnidaria; Anthozoa; Malacalcyonacea; Nephtheidae. The record is from RefSeq and is a predicted model, not a curated record. Gene Ontology annotation, cellular component: SCF ubiquitin ligase complex.